UUAAUUUAACUUAACUGUUCACAACAUCAAAUAAAAUGGGUCAAAUAAAAUCACCAGCUGAGAAGUCAAAUAGACUUUUUUGGAUUAAACCAGUAGAUGCGUGAAAAUGAAUUCCAACCAAAGGUGACGAAAACAUGUUUCUCCUGUUGAACAAGCUGCGUGGACGUCAUUGUGUUUGCUAAAGCCAUUCACUGAACUAAUGCAUUGAGAAUGAAAUGAAAGGAGCAGAGACGUUCGACCAACUGACAAGCUCUAUGUAAAGCAGAGCUCCAUUGGCUGUGUGGAGGAUCUGAGAUGAGAAGGUGUCUUUGGUUGGCGUUUGGCGCUGAGGCAUGUCUUUAAGAGCGUCUCCUUUCCCCAAUUUCUUUCUGGAAGGUCUCCAUGCGGUAGGAUGGGGUCUGAUCUUCCCUUGUUUCUGGUUCCUGGACCGUCUUCUGGCCACCUGCAUCUCCACCAGUCUGGAGCGCAUGUGGCGGCGCGAAAUGGAGUGCUACCUCCACCCGCUUCAGGUCGUCUUCGGGUCCGUCCUCUUCUUCAUCCUGUUCAUAAUCUCCACACCGUUCGCCCUGCUAGGGUUCAUACUGUGGGCUCCGCUGCAGGCCGUACGCCGGCCGUUCGCGUACCACCAUCAAGAGCAGAUCAUUCCCAUGGAGAAUCGCAACGCUAGAUGGGAAGAGACGGGGAAAGUCAGCUUCGGGUUUUUGACGGGAAACCUGUGCUUGCUUCCCGACGGCAUCGCACGCUUCAACAACCUCGGGCACACGCAAAAACGUGCGGUGUACAUCGGUAAAAGCAUGGUUCAGGGCAUCACGCGCCCUCACAUCCGUAUCUUCGUCGAUUCUCCCAGCAGCUGCGGAACGGUUACUCCGUCCAGCAGUUUGAUCCCACAACCGGCACCGUCCUCGUAUGGAUCCGUAGAUGUUUCUGCAGCCAAUCAGACGGAAGAUGUACCUGAAACCGACGGCCUUCCCAAACCCAACUCCAAUCAGAACUCCAACCAGCACAAGAAUCCACCUCAGACGCUCUUACGGGACGCAGAUGUGCCGUUGGAAGUGUCCGCUCUGUUUCCGUCCUCCGUGGACGUCGUGUGUCUCCAGGAGGUUUUCGAUAAAAGAGCCGCUCUGAAGCUCGCGGGGGCUCUCGGUCCGCUCUACGGACAUGUGCUCUACGACGUCGGUGGUUACGCUUGUCAACCUGCUGGAACGUGCUCGUCUUUUAAGUUUUUUAACAGCGGUUUGUUCUUGGCUAGUCGCUAUCCCGUGAUGGAGGCUGAGUAUCACUGCUUUCCAAAUGGUCGGGGAGAAGAUGCUCUGGCUGCCAAAGGCCUGCUCGCCGUAAAGGUGGAAAUCGGCUUACGAAAAGACGAGAAGAAAAUGGUCGGGUAUAUUAACUGCACUCACCUGCACGCUCCUGAAGGGGACGGAGAGAUUCGUGUUGAGCAGCUGAACAUGUUGACCAAAUGGAUCAAUGAGUUCCAGGCAGUGACCAGACGAGACGAUGAGCUGGUGAUGUUUGAUGUGCUUUGUGGCGACUUUAACUUUGACAACUGCUCUCCUGACGACAGGCUGGAGCAAAGCCACAGUGUGUUUGAGGACUAUACGGAUCCCUGCAGAGCCGGAGCCGGGAGAGAGAAGCCCUGGGUCAUCGGAACCCUGUUGGAACAGCCGACGCUCUACGAUGAGAACGUACGGACACCAGACAACCUGCAGCGGACUCUAGAGACCGAAGAACUGCGUAAGGACUAUAUUUCUCCACCGGUGGCCAUCGCAGGUGUUCCUCUGGUGUAUCCCGAGCCCGAUCAGCCCUGGAUCGGCCGACGCAUCGAUUACCUCCUGUAUCGAGAAAGCCCCGUCUCCAGUCGCUGCAAAACCGAGCUGGAGGAGUUCACGUACGUGACUCAGUUGGCCGGACUGACGGAUCACAUUCCUCUGGGGUUCAGACUCUCCGUCUCUCUGGAUUCACACGCGGUGUAGAGAUGUUUGCUGUCUAAUGGAGCGACCGAUGACACUUUAAAAUAUCCAUGAGAAAUGAAAUGCUGUAGAAGAAUAGUUCACCCAGAAACGGCGGAAUCAUUUUUGGGUGAACAAAACAAUAAAAAGGGAGGCGUAUCAUUUUCUUAAACGCUUGCCAUGUGGAGAAACACCAAAUAUCACUGAAUGAAUCACUGUCUGAUCAAAGCAAUAGUUCCGACACUCGUUCCUAUGCAUCUCUUCUGUACAGUGCCAGUAAUCUGAGUCGAUCUAAAGUUAGAUGCCACACAUAUAGGGGUAAAUUCUGUUUUUUUUAAUGACACGUUUUUUUGUUUUUUGUUUUUUCAUGACAACACAGAAAUGAUUUUGGAAAUAUAUUUUAAUAAAAGGUAGUUUUUUU
Molecule: messenger RNA, 2370 nt
Organism: Labeo rohita (rohu)
Lineage: Eukaryota; Metazoa; Chordata; Actinopteri; Cypriniformes; Cyprinidae
Gene: smpd5
Product: sphingomyelin phosphodiesterase 5
Exons: 8
Coding region: 333-1973 (546 amino acids)
Biological process (GO): sphingomyelin metabolic process
Cellular component (GO): cytoplasm; extracellular region
Molecular function (GO): sphingomyelin phosphodiesterase activity
Source: RefSeq, a predicted model, not a curated record